Plasmodium coatneyi is the source of this 369-nucleotide messenger RNA. Its product is annotated as Dynein light chain. NCBI's taxonomy places the organism in Eukaryota, Apicomplexa, Aconoidasida, Haemosporida, Plasmodiidae. Gene Ontology annotation, molecular function: dynein intermediate chain binding; dynein light intermediate chain binding. The record is from RefSeq and is a predicted model, not a curated record. Gene Ontology annotation, biological process: microtubule-based process. The coding region runs from base 1 to 369 and encodes 122 amino acids. The transcript has a single exon. Gene Ontology annotation, cellular component: dynein complex.
AUGGAAACGGGUGAAGUGAAGAAAUACUCCUCCAAGUUCGACAUAAAGGGGAUUUGUAUGACCAGCGAGAAUUGCGAAAAAGUGUGCAGGAUCUGUUUGAAGGCAAUUCGGGAAAACAAGCUGGAGAAGGAUAUAGCUAGCCAAAUAAAAAACAAGUGCGAAAAUGAUGAGCUGUUAAAUAAAGAAAAUUCAGAUGACCACACGAAUUAUCUUCGCAUGGAGGACAGUUUAAAAAAUCAGAACAUCGGAUCUUGGCAGUGCAUCGUCGGGAAGAACUUUGCCUUUUCUAUAAACUACCAGUUUAACUGCAUGUUGUAUUUCCAGCACAAAAUUUCCAAGUUGGCCAUUUUGGUGUACAAAUCGGUUUGA